Molecule: messenger RNA, 792 nt
Organism: Rotaria socialis
Lineage: Eukaryota; Metazoa; Rotifera; Eurotatoria; Philodinida; Philodinidae
Source: the annotation of a GenBank genome assembly
AUGGGACGUAUGGGAUGGGAUGGGAUGGGAUUGUCCCAUCCCACGCGGUGCUCUGGUACGGGUAUCGUUCGAUUUGAUAGAAUGAAGAAUUUGAUCUAUGGUUUAGUCGAAUUUCUUUUACAAACAGAUUCGACUUCUGUUAUAUUGGCAUUGCGUGGUAGAAAUUAUGAUAACUAUCACGUUGUUGUCAAUGAGAUGGAAAAUGUUGAAUAUCGACGAGUUAUGCUGGAUGAUCAACGAGUUAAAAUUGAACAUCGAUUUGUUCAACAAAAAUGGAUUUUACAACAGAAUUCAAUUCAUAUAUUCUUAAGUCAUUGUGGUAUGGGUUCAAGUGUAGAAGGACUUUAUUUUCAAAAGCCUAUAUUAUGCUUACCGAUACACACUGACCAAUUUGCAAAUUCCAUUGCGAUUCAAAAUUCAGGUGUUGGACAAUCGUUAUUCGAACCGCCCUCCUCUAUAGUAGAAUCAUUACUAAAACCGCAGGAUUAUCAUGAUUAUACUUUUUCAGCUAGUAGUGUAACAAAAAAGGUGUUGACCAUGUGGAGAAAUACUUAUUAUGAGCAAGCCGCUCGACUUAUGUCACUUGAAAUGAAACAUGCUGGUGGUGUUAAACGAGCUGUGGAAGAAAUAGAACUUUUAGUAAAUUUAAAUGGCGAUUUGAGUCGUUAUGCACCAUUUUAUCAACGUUAUAUGCUGGAUUUAAUGCUUGUGUUUAUUGUGCUACCUGCGAUGAUCGUUUUAUAUUGUUUUGUGAAAUGCUGUAAGCGAAGUCGAAAACAAAAAAAAGAUUGA